Messenger RNA from Chelmon rostratus (copperband butterflyfish), 2895 nucleotides. RefSeq names its product transmembrane 7 superfamily member 3 (gene tm7sf3). The transcript is spliced from 12 exons. NCBI's taxonomy places the organism in Eukaryota, Metazoa, Chordata, Actinopteri, Chaetodontiformes, Chaetodontidae. The record is from RefSeq and is a predicted model, not a curated record. Bases 171 to 1856 code for a protein of 561 amino acids.
GAGGGAGAAGGGUUCAUCGCACAAGCGCUCAGCUCAGCGCAGCGCAGCAUGUCGUCUUGGCGCUUGCAUGGACCUCUACGACCCAAACACAGGAGGCUGAGAGGUUACCAAUGAUUUUAUCGACCGGCAGCUAGAAGCCUUUUGUUGUCACAUCAACGAAGCAGAGGAAAAUGUCUCGCUGGAUUUGGAGCCCGCUGCUGCUGCUGCUGCUGCUGUGUGAAGUUCAUGCACAAGUGGAAAACCGGGUGAUUUUCCUGCCGGGAACGUUCCAGAACGUGAGCGUCUCCCAGAAUGAGACGGUGCAGGCCGUGGUGUCCAGGAUCCCCGCGGAGGUGGCUUUCAUCACUCUGCAGUUCCACACACAGCACCGCAACGCCACGCUCUCCUACACCAGGAUGCCAGGUCUGGGUGUCUCUCUGACGGCAGUGGACUCUGGGCUCCUGUCGGCUCUCCAGCCAGGCCAAGUGUCCCUCUCCUUGUUCCUGUCUUCUCCUGAUGGUGACACUGUGGCGGGCACCGGGGUCAUCCUCCCAUACUCCAGCACGGAUCCGGUCCCCGGAGCCUGCAACACGGAGUUCAACCUGGACAUCGACCCAAACGUCUACAUCCACUACAACCUCUACGAGACCACGAUCCAGUUUGCACCGGCAAACUUAGGAUACGAGAGGGGACAAGCUCCUCCGGCCUGCGACGAAUCCACGGGGUCCAGCACGCGCUGGCGGCUGCAGUAUGACGUCUACCAGUACUUCCUGCCUGAGAACGACCUGUCAGAGCGCAGCCUGUUCACCGGCGUCCAGGCUGUGGCCGACGUUCAGGGCAUGACAGCCAACGGCAGACGGGUCAUGACGCUGCUGUCAUCGGAUAGGAGCGCGGCGGUGUUCAACUCCAUCCCCGGUCAGGGCGUCGUCUACUCCGUCAUCGUCAGAGACCCCCUGCUGAACACCUCGGCCUCCUACAUCCCUGCCCACACCUACGCCUGCAGCUUCGAAUCCACCCUGGACGGCUGUCAAACGCUGGGAAAGACUUCCACAAAGAUUUUCUUCACGGUUGCUGGCUUGGCAGGUCUGUUUGUCUGCUUCGUUGGCCAUCGAUUCUUCAAGUGUGAGUUGUUUUGCAUGGGCUUUAGCUUUGCGGCGUUCUUCUUCUUCGUGCUGAUCACCAGGACCACAGAGCUGGACUACGACAUCUGUCUGGCCGUGUCGGCAGUGAUCGGCGUGGUGGGCGGGGUCCUCCUGGUGAUGAGCUGGUGGCGUUUCGGGUCGGUCAUGGCCUGCGUCGUCGUGAUCGGCCUGAUGCUCGGCUUCCUGGCCGCCUCCACUGUCCUCUUCACGCCUCUAGGUGACCUCGAUGUGUUCAGGCACUCAGAUGUGGUUUUCUGGGUGACGUUCUGCUGCAUCAUGAUCAUCGUUCCGCUCUUCUUCGUGCGUUGGCCCAGAGAGGGAAACAUCAUCACCUGCGGCGUCGUCGGCGCUUACGCUGUAGUCCUGGCCGUCAACGCCUACAUUUACACCAGCCUCUCCUACAUCACGCUGAACAUCCUCAAACGCUUCCUCAACAACAACUUCAGUGCAGCGUUCACUGACGUGCCCUUCCAAGUCAUCGACUACGUCAUGAUCACCGUGUGGGUGGUGCUCGGCGUCUGCGGGAUCGUGCUGCAGCUGUACCGCGAGCGCUCCCGCCCGUUCUUCCCGCCCAGCCCGUACCUCAUGUGGCAGCAGGAACGCGAGCGCCGCAAGACCAACGUCCUGGACCCGAGGCACCACUUCCCCCCGCUGCCCAACCGCCUCCUGGCCAGAGUGCGGCAGCUCACCAGGAGGACGGAGCCGGCCGGGGAACACACGCCUCUGCUCCUGUGAGCCUCGGCCGCCCUCGCCGUCUCUGCGUAAAGGCGGGUCAAUUCGCGCACAGUGAGCGGGGUCCGAAGCGGAGAGGAUGCUUUUUCAACCAGCAGAGGCUCAGACCGCCACGUUACGAGGAUUAACUGGUCUCAGAAGUGCAGCGUAAAUGACCCCAAGAAGGACUCUACCACUGACACUCUUCAUGUGACUUUGAGGUUUUUGUACCUGACUUUUCAUCCCUCCCCUGAACGCCACAUUUUUUUUAACUCUUAAAUGACAUUUUAACAAUCACUGGAACUAAAGAAGAACUUUUACUCUUUGAAUGUCUUUUCUCAUGACUGAAACGUUGUAGCUUCAUGGUGUCUGUUACCUUCACUCACUUUACUGUUUGCACUUAAGUCAUGUUCUACGUAGACUUUCCACAGCGAGGCUUUUAUCUGUGGAGAGCAGGAUUAUUACCACGAGAUGUUUGAGCGCUGCAUUUUGUCUGCUCAGAACUUGUUUUCGUCAUUUGGUUUCAAACCACAGACUCAGGCCAGACUUUUAAUAGAAAUACCGUGUAUCUCAAAGGUCAUUUUAAACGUAAGAAUACUCUGGGUCCUCUCAAAUGUAACGUAAGGUUUAUGUCAUGAUUUUUUGUUUUAGACUAAUGAUGGCAUCACGCAGUAAACAAACACAACGUUGCACAGUUUGCACGUCUCUGCAGAACAAACGUUUGAACUUCUCGGACUACACCUGGCACACUUGUCAGUUUUUUUGUAAUUUGCACACUGGAUUUUAAUAUAUUGAAUUGUUCUGGCUGUAACGGUGCUGAUCGAUGAUGUUUUAAAUCUGUGGAUCUGUCUGAAGCCACGUGCCAUGACUGUUCUCAAUGCACUGAGACAACUGAUGAAACCGUCGACUUCUGUCUGUAAGCCUGGAAAUGUCUGUCAGUAUUUUAUUUGGCUGCUGAGCUCAGCUCAGGUCUCAUUACUUAAAAAUGAAAUCCAAAACAAUAUGCAGACAUGAGGAAUGAAGUCAUUUGCAGUUCAACAUGUUUUGAUAUUGAAUAAAUGCC